This is a messenger RNA of Paramacrobiotus metropolitanus, 2344 nucleotides long. Its product is annotated as mitogen-activated protein kinase kinase kinase 19-like. Gene Ontology annotation, molecular function: protein kinase activity; ATP binding. NCBI's taxonomy places the organism in Eukaryota, Metazoa, Tardigrada, Eutardigrada, Parachela, Macrobiotidae. The transcript is spliced from 3 exons. Bases 77 to 1675 code for a protein of 532 amino acids. Gene Ontology annotation, biological process: protein phosphorylation. The record is from RefSeq and is a predicted model, not a curated record.
GUGGCAUGCUUUAAGAAUCGGUGCAUUCCGCACACCGAAUUACUUACUUACUUAGACAUUUAAAGUGUGGUAGGAAAUGGACCUACCGGCCAUUGAAACCGACACAAUAUGCUUUAGCAAUAACAGUGUUGUCAAUUGCGUGUACGGAAUCCAUGAUUACAUCGCGCGAGGGGCUUUUGGCAUAGUCCAUAAAGGACGCGCUACACUUUGCACACAAAAUGCGUCGUCCCCGUGUGUUGACAUUGCGGUUAAAUCUGUUCAUAUGGAUGACAGAGUGCAGCUGCAAACCGACUCAGAGCACUUCAUGAAAAUGCGUAGAAGAUUUACAACACUGCUUGGCCUGAAAAACGCCCAUGUGGCAACAUACCACGAAAUCAAAAUUACGAAAACGGAAGGCGGACCUCUGGUUGAAAUUGUCAUGGACUAUUACGGUGGCGGUGAUCUGAGUGAACAUUUGAGCAGACUGCAGGAUGAAGGAAGCUUGCUGGAAGAGCCCUCAGCACUGCGUUAUGCGUCCGAAAUUGCCAGCGGUUUAAGCUAUUUGCAUUGCAACAGAAUUUUUCACGGGGAUUUGAAGCCAGGAAAUCUUUUCAUGAAAACAGGCGACGAUAUUUCUUGGACAGUGGUGAUUGGUGACCUGGAUGACCUCGUUCAAAUUCAGCGAUCCGUGACACAGGCUCGCGACAUUACGCAUCAUCGCGGGACAACACGUUUCAUGUCACCCGAAACGAUAAAGAGGCUGGCCAGGGCCAGGGGUGUAAACCGACCGGCCGGACGUAAAAGCGAUGUCUGGAGUGUAGGAUGUAUUAUGCUGGAACUCGGCUUUUUUGUAACCGGGCAACACGAAAGAUACCUAUCACGAAAGAUGGGAGAAACUGUUGAUUGUAGCACGAUCAAUGAUAACAGAUUUAUGGAAUUAAUUACCAAAGGGUACAUUCCCUAUGUGCCUCCCUCCACACCACUGAAUCUGGCUGGCUGCAUUCAGCUCUGCCUAUGCAGAGACGCCCAAGAUAGAACUGAUGCUGAAGAACUUGCGCGGCGUUUGCCCAAGAAAAGCGAAAACCCAGCCAUUACAGCGAACGAUUUUGAACAGCAGCCUGAAAUAAUAAAUUUAUUGGGGGGCCCUGAAAGUUCCGAUACUCUUUACACCACCACUAACAGUACUACGCAUGAUGGUCCAAGUUCCGAAGAAAAACGAGAAGUCUCAAGCGAAACAGCAGGAUCACCGGGGUCGGCUGACACUGCACCGAUAGGUCAAGUUGUCUACUUGAAUGCACAAGCUCCGGUCGUCGCGGAACGCGCUACACCGAAUAUUUCAGCUGAUCAGUUGUUAAAACAGUUGCACCAGAAAGACGGGAAAUUCCCUGUGGAAUCAAUUAUAUUGUUUUGUGCAAACAAAACGAUCAGCAAAGGUGCUUCGCUGAUCUGCCUCAAGGUUUUCAAUCCUGUAGACUAUUCAGUCACGAAGCUGGAGAUGCCGCUGAAGCUGGCAAACAAAACAUUUUCACUAGAAUUUGUGGCCUGGAACGGUUCAGUGAUUUGCCAGUACCAAAACGAAAACCGGCUGCGAUUUAACACUGUUGCCUGGGACGUUGCAAAGGGAACUCAGACCGUCCAUGGUUUCGCGAAACAAGAUAUUCGUUUCAAGUGUCCCGUUGAGUUAAAUGGAGGAUAAUGUGUGUGGGACUCAAAUUAUUACCUUCACGGACAACACCCUUGUACAAGUUACUGGUUCAUUGAGGGCGGUCUGGGCUCCACGAAUAGUGUUCUGAAGAAUUCAUUAAUAACAUCUGCAGAUUCACAGAACUAUUUGCGAAUUUCGCAGUCAGAACGAUGGAUACCUUCCAUACACAGCGGGAUUAGCUACAAGAACAAGAUAUUUUAUUUUGGAAAUUCCCUUAUGGAUCAUGGAGAGAGAGACCCCUUUUGUGUGAAAUUCGUGAUUGAUACAAAUGUGCCUUGCGUUUUAUCCUAUGAAUUUCAAUCGCAUAGUUUUGGGUUACGCUCAUUCGCUCUAGUUCUGCUGCAAAAGCAUAUUUAUAUUGUGGGUGGCCGCUACUGCUCAUUUCCUUGUGUCGUGGAUAACUGUGGUCACGCUGAAAGCUUAUGUGCACGUCUAAAUGUUGACAAUAUGAAACUGGAGAAGACGGCCCCUCUACUGCAACCAAGACAUUCACAUUGCGCGAUAAUGUGCAAUGGGAAGAUCUUUGUUUUUGGUGGAUGGACUGCGACAGACGAUAACCUCGUUACAGGAAAAACGGCAACAGAUGUGGAGAUGUACGACAAGGACACGGACAAGUGGUGCAAGGUCACCACCACAGAUAUGGACGCUGACACAGGAUAU